Molecule: messenger RNA, 1415 nt
Organism: Erinaceus europaeus (western European hedgehog)
Lineage: Eukaryota; Metazoa; Chordata; Mammalia; Eulipotyphla; Erinaceidae
Gene: NKX2-5
Product: NK2 homeobox 5
Exons: 2
Coding region: 229-1206 (325 amino acids)
Biological process (GO): regulation of transcription by RNA polymerase II; cell differentiation
Cellular component (GO): nucleus
Molecular function (GO): DNA-binding transcription factor activity, RNA polymerase II-specific; RNA polymerase II cis-regulatory region sequence-specific DNA binding
Source: RefSeq, a predicted model, not a curated record
UCGCUCCUGUCAUCGCAGCCCCUGGCCCAAUGGCAGCGUGAGCCCCCCGCCUCCGGCCUGGUCCCGCCUCUCCUGCCCCCCAGCUCGGCACUACCUGGCCCGGGUCGCAGCCCCAGCAGCCAGGCGGAGCGCGGGCAGACGCGGCGGGCACCAUGCAGCCAGGCGGCCGCGGGCCGGGGGCAGCGCCUCUCUCCGCCGCCCCCUGGGCGCUGUAGCCCGGCUGCCACCAUGUUCCCCAGCCCCGCGCUCACGCCCACGCCCUUCUCGGUCAAAGACAUCCUGAACCUGGAGCAGCAGCAGCGCAGCCUGGCCUCCGGGGAACUGUCGGCGCGCCUGGAGGCCCCCCUGCCGCCCGCCUCCUGCAUGCUGGCCGCCUUCAAGCCCGAGGCCUACGCGGGGGCCGAGGCGGCGGCGCCCGGCCUCCCGGAGCUGCGCGCGGAGCUGGGCCCCGCACCCUCGCCCUCCAAGUGCUCGCCCCCCUUCCCUGCCGCCCCCGCCUUCUACCCGCGCGCCUACGGAGACCCCGACCCGGCCAAGGACCCCCGGCUGGAGAAGAAAGAGCUGUGCGCGCUGCAGAAGGCGGCGGAGCUGGAGAAGCCGGAGGCGGACGGCGCGGAGCGGCCCCGGGCCCGGCGGCGGCGGAAGCCCCGGGUGCUCUUCUCGCAGGCGCAGGUCUACGAGCUGGAGCGGCGCUUCAAGCAGCAGCGCUACCUGUCGGCGCCCGAGCGCGACCAGCUGGCCAGCGUGCUCAAGCUCACGUCCACGCAGGUGAAGAUCUGGUUCCAGAACCGGCGCUACAAGUGCAAGCGGCAGCGGCAGGACCAGACUCUGGAGCUGGUGGGGCUGCCCCCGCCGCCGCCGCCGCCCCCGGCGCGCAGGAUCGCGGUGCCCGUGCUGGUGCGCGACGGCAAGCCCUGCCUGGGGGACUCGGCGGCCUACGGCGCGGCCGGCUUCGGCGUGGGCCUCAACGCCUACGGCUACAACGCCUACCCCGCCUACCCGGGCUACGGGGGCGCGGCCUGCAGCCCCGGCUACAGCUGCGCCGCCGCCUUCCCCGCCGCGCCGCCCCCCGCGCAGCCCGCCGCCCCCGCCUCCAACGGCUUCGUCAACUUCGGCGGCGUCGGGGACUUGAACGCGGUGCAGAGCCCCGGGGUCCCGCAGAGCAGCCCGGGCGUGUCGGCGCUGCACGGCAUCCGCGCCUGGUAGGGUCCCCCCCCCGCGCGGGACUUCGGGGCCCACCGUGCGCCCCCCUCCCCUACCCCCCCCACGGUGCCCACCAGUACCUCCCGAGGGCCGCCGGGGGCUGAGACCCGGACGCCCUCCCCGAGCCUGGGCCCGGCGCCCUGGCCCCUCGCCGCCGCCCGCCCGUAUUUAUGUUUUUACCUGUGCUGUAAGAGACGAGACCCCCUCCGAUU